AUGGUUUUCGAAUCUAUUGUCGUAGAUGUUCUAAACAGGUUCCUCGGGGACUAUGUGGAAAAUCUAAAUAGAUCUCAACUAAAAUUAGGAAUAUGGGGUGGCGAUGUGGUGCUGGAAAAUUUGAUACUAAAGCAAAACGCUUUAGAGGAACUAAAUAUUCCAGUUCAAACAGUCUACGGUCAUUUAGGCAAGCUGGUGCUAAAAAUACCUUGGAAAAAUUUAUAUGGUGCUUCUGUGGAAGCUACUAUUGAAAGAUUAUUUCUUAUUGUAAAUCCCAAUGCUGAAAUCAAAUAUGACCCAGAAAAGGAAGAAAAGAUUGCCCUGGCGGCAAAACAAGCUGAACUUGCAAGAGUUGAGGAGGCCAAAAAAAAGGAAGCAGAGAAAGAUGAGAACAAACUUGAUGAGACAUUUGUUGAAAAACUUGUCACUCAAAUAAUUAAAAAUGUACAACUGAAGAUAACGGAUAUACAUAUUCGUUAUGAAGACAGCAUAACUAAUCCCAAAGCACCAUUUUCCUUUGGUAUUACACUGCACAACUUGUCUGUUCACACAACAGACGAAAAUUGGAAACAAACUGUCAUACAAGAGGCUGUUACAAAGAUAUUCAAAGUAUUAAAUUUAGAGGGUUUAGCAGUUUAUUGGAACCCAACAACUGAGUUGUAUUCAAAGACCAGUCCACAGGAAAUAAAAAGUAGAUUAGAAAAGGAAAUAGCAACUAAAACAUCUAAACCAGGGGAUUAUUUAUAUGCCUUGGCACCAAUUAACGCGACCGCAAAAUUAAAAUUGAAUCCCAAACCAGAAGGAGAUACUCCGAAAUUUAACAUUCCUAAAGUGAUUUUGAGUUUGCACAUGGAACAGCUGGGUGUGAAUCUGAGUAAAGCACAAUAUCAAGAUAUGAUGCUGUUAGCAGAUUCUAUGGAUCGUAUGAGCAAAGGCGCACCUUACAGAAAAUACCGACCAGACCUCAAACAGUACAAGGGUCACUAUAAAGACUGGUGGCGAUUUGCAUACAAAUGCAUAUUAGAAGAGGAAGUGUUACGUAGACGUAAAAACUGGGAUUGGAAACACAUGUUGUCGCAUCGUCAGCUCUGUAAAGACUAUGCAAGUGCUUACCAGAACAAGUUGACCUGUCGUGGAAAAGUCUCUACGGAAUACCAAUGCGUGCUGGACGAAGCCGAGAAGACCUUGGAUCUAUUUAAUCUGGUUGUCAUCAGACAGCAGAUAGAGUUAGAGGUUGAAAGAUUGGGAAAACUAGAAGCAGAAGCUAAAAAGUCUCGUGGCUGGUUUAGUGGCUGGUGGGGCGGUGGGAGCUCCAAAGAUGACGAAAUGUCUGAAGGCGUGGCUAUAAUGAAGCAAUUCGAAAAAGCGAUGACGUCUGACGAGAAGGAAAAGUUGUUUAGAGCGAUUGAUUACCAAGAAAAUUCGGCGCCGCUUCAUUUGCCCAUAGAGUAUGUCGCCGUAGAGGGGCAUUUUAAACUUGACAAGUUGCAAGUGGCCGUCCAUGAUGUGUCUGAAGUACUUCGUGCCUGUGUUGAAAAUGUUGAACUGGAUAUGAUGCAGAGGCCCAGUGCUAAUGCGUUACGAGUUGACGUGCGUAUGAAAGCUUUCACCGUAUCGGGUGUACGUCAAGGCGAAUUCCUACCGCAACUCGUCACUUCGAAGGAAAUAGAGAAAGAUGUUAAUCUACUUAAUGUACUUUUUGAAACUAACCCAUUAGAUGGGAAAUGCGAUCAGCGCGUUCAAGUACGGGCGCGCCCGUUACAAAUGGUGUACGACGCACAAACCGUUAUCGAAAUUGUUAAUGUGUUUAAGCCGCCUUCAGAGUCCACCGCAUUGACUACUUUGCAAGCGGCUGCCGAAAACAAGUUAUCGGACUUGAAAGAGAAGUCCGCCUUGGGAAUGCAGUACGCGGUUCAUCAGCACACGUUUAUUGAUCUUGAUAUUGAUGUCGCCUCUUCUUACAUCGUUGUACCGCAGACUGGGAUGUAUAAGGGUGGUGAAGCAGUGGUGGUAGUGAAACUUGGUGCCAUAAGUGUAAAGAGCGAUCCACGCGCCCCUCAACUGGAUGUUCAUCAAUUGUAUCGCUCCGGAUUGCAAGAUGACGACAUAUUGGCGCAGAUUACCGCGCAUAGCUAUGACAAGAUGGUUUUGAGGCUCACUGAAAUGCAGAUUUUUAAAAAUAACGGUUGUCGUUGCGCACCUGGCCGCACCUUUUCGCAGCCAGAUGUAAACAGGUGCUCAAACGAAGCAACAUACUUACAUCUUCUACAACCAACCAAUUUGGUCAUACAAAUACACAAGUGCCUCAUAACUGAUGAUCCGAGGAUGCCUAAGAUCAAAAUAAAGGGAGAAUUACAGAAGAUCGCUGUUAGCGUAUCGGAAGAUAGGUUAUUAACUCUAUGUGAAAUAUUGGUUGGGAUGCCUUUGCCCCGUUCUGAUGAAACGACACAACUAAAGGCAAGUGAAUCUAAAGCGUCUAGUUUGUCGCUCUUGAGAUAUUUGGACCCGGCUGAGAAGCAAAAGCGCGAUACUGCGAGAUCGAAACAAAGGAAAAAUGAAGAACAUACGGUGCAACUUACUGAACUCGAAGCGUUCUUCAUUAUGAAAGAAUUAAUCCUAAGCGUGAACCGCAAAACGAAGGACCCGCAAGUAUACGACAAGUUCCUAGUAUUCUCCUUAAAUUUAUUGGAAAUAAAGGCCACGCAGAAGACAUUUACCCUCGAAGCAGCAGUGAGACUCGGUUCAGUGGAUAUGCAACAUCAUAGAAGUGGACAUAAGACCAUACAAAUGAUAACCACCACCACAGAUUUCCAAGAACAUGAUAAUAUUGAAGAGCAGUACUUAUUCGCUGUUACGUAUACUAAUGUUGACAAGAAAUGUCCCGAAUUCAGGAGUCACUAUGGUUCUGUGGAACAAUUAAUCGAAUUGGACUUUACAGCGUUGGAACUCUUACUUCACUUGCAAGGUUUACAAGAGAUUCUUGUGAUUGUUAAUAAUUAUCAGACUCGUCUCAAUGCAAUCCAAAGUACGGUAGACCGAUACGCCAAUGCUGGUCCGUUGGAGACGAUUAUGGAAGAUGAAGAGUUGCUGUCCAUUGUCAAAUCUAAAGCGAGUGUAUCAAAAGGGCCGCGUCGUAAACAAGUGGAAAGUAUACAACUGAAAGUGAACAUUAAGAUCGGGGCGGUAGAGAUCAAAUUCGCGAAUGAUAUCCGACCUUUAUCAUUGCUGAAAUUGCAUGGGGCCACGGCGGGAUUAGUACUGAAAGCGUCGUAUACGCAGGUCGAUUGUGCGAUUUCCUCUAUCAAAGUCGAGGAUUUGAAUCCAGCUACUAUUCACAAAGAGAUAUUGAAAGUCCUCGGCGGUGACGUCAUCAAUGUACAAAUAGUGUUGUACAAUAUCGAGCAAUUCCCGAGUGUUAGUGACAUCAACAUGUCGAUAGACGCGCAGAUCAACUGUCUUAGGAUUGUCUUUCUAAACUGGUUCCUGACUUCUAUGUUGGAAUUUUUGAACAAUUUCCAAGCAGCCCAGGAAGCUAUAAUAGAGGCAUCAUCUCAGGCCGCCGAAGUCGCGAGAGCCAAUGUGCAAAACGCAUAUCAGAACUCAACUAAACUGGCUCUCAAAUUGAGAUUGGCUGCCCCAAUUAUUCUAGUACCGGAGAACUCGACUAGUAUGAACGCCAUCAUGCUAGAUUUUGGACGCAUGACAAUCAAUAAUAAGUUCGUCGAUUUGCCACUUGCAGACGUAAGCAAUAAAGUGACAGUGGACGAAUUGACCCUCGAGCUGGAAGAGGUGAAAGUAUCAUGCGUACAGCUCAGUGAAAAUAGCUCAGACGUAUCUCACGAACGUAAGCUGUUGCGGCCGACCAGCUUCAAGCUGUUAGUCAAGCGCAGCCUUUCGAGCUGGUACGAGCCAUUGCCCGAUCUUGAUGUCUCUGGAAGGAUGAAGACUAUUGCUAUAACAGUUGGUCACAGUGAUUAUAAGAGUAUAAUGAAGAUUCUCAACCAAAAUCUGCAAGAAGGGCAAAUUAAAUGCGAGGAAGCAAAACCACAGAAUGUGGGAAAAGUGACUUCUAAGCCAACUGUGAAAAGUCAGUCGAGUAGAACGACACGGUCUACUGUGGCUGUCGUUACUCAGAAAGAGUCGAAGAAACCACGAACAACGAUCAAGUUUUCCUUUACUAUGGACAGUUUUGUCAUUGAUCUUAUGAAUACAGUUGUGUCAGAAGAAUUACAGUUCACCAGAGAUGUGGAGUUGGCCCGGUUUUGUCUCGCGUUACUCUCAGUCAAAGGGCGUAUGUUCUCCGACGGAUCCCUUCACACUUCUGUGUUGCUUGUGGACUGUACAUUGGACGAUACAAGGCCAGGUAGAGGAGCUAAGAUAACUAGAUAUUUAGAGAGACGUCGCGACAGACCAGACGUGUUCGAUCAGAGUGAGAAACAACCGGACAAUAUUAUGGAGGCGCAUGACAAGAUUCGCAGCAUGAUCGAUAUUACGUAUACUAUGAAAAACUCUGAUACAUUCAUCGACGUGAGAAUAUUUAGUUUCAACUUGAUUCUGGCCAUGGAUUUCCUAAAGAAGAUCGCGGAAUUUAUGACGAGUGGCCUCGCUGAAGACACACCCACUGUCAAAGCUAAAGAAGAUGUCAAAUUAGUCAAACCUACUGCAGAUAAAUUCGAGAGCGGGAUCAAAAAGAAAGUGUCAGUGUCUUCUGAGCCUGCAUUGUCAGACCAAGGUACGAAGCCAGCUAUGAUGACUGUCAAUAUAAAGAUAGAGCAACCUGACAUCAUUCUCGUGGAGUCCUUGGAGCAGAAGAAAUGUGAUGCUCUGGUUUUGAAUAUGGAAGCAAAGUUCAAGCUACGCAAAACAGAAGACCAUAUGGUAGCAGACGGAGGUAUAUCCGGUUUGCAAAUGGUUGUACGUACUUUGGGCCGUACGACCACGCCCAGGUACUUGUUGGCGCCAGCUCAUCUCUCUUUGGCGUUGUCUCAGCCACCGAAUAGUGGCAUGCAUGUGGAUGUGGCACUUACGGAUAUUAAAAUUACUGUUUCUCCAGAAAUGAUUGCUCUGUUAAAUCGAGUGCUAGCUACAAUGACAAGUAGCGAAGAAGACGAUGUUGAACAAGACAACAAGCCAAUAUUCUAUGACAAGUUGUGGGAGAUACAACCGUUCAAACCCUCUUCAUAUUGGUUCCUUAAAACUGAGGAGGCGGUGGAAGCAAUAAGCUUAGAAGACAACUCAGUGACAUCCCUAAGGAAACCUCCCGAGGGUGAAAUAUGUCUGUUAUCGAGUCCCUCCAUAGUGUUGGCCUUAGAAAUGGAGAUCGGUAACGAAACAAUACCAGUAUUGGUCAUGCAGUCUUCACUUACCGGACAAGUCAAGGAUUGGAGUUCUGAUUUCUACAUGGAGUGUACGUGGGCAAUGCAAGUGUCGUACUACAACAUAGGACGUGCUAUGUGGGAGCCUUUGGUGGAGCCAGUCGAAGUACUCAAGGAUUAUCAAUAUCGGCACGUUCCCUGGGAACUUAAAAUGGAGGUAGUGAUGCGUCCUGAAGAGGCUCAAUCGACAAUAGACACGACAGACGAAGCCGCCAACAUCGCCGCGGCUGCCCUAAGACAAGCGAAUAUGACUAUCUCCCUUUCCAGUAGCGAACCUCUUGAGAUUACGAUCACUAGAAGUGGCAUUGAGGUGCUCACCCAACUUGGGAAUUCCUUCUCUACCGCCAUUGCAGAGACAACACCCGAUACGACAUUGGUAUCUAAAUCUAAACUAGAAAACGCUCCAGAAAAACAGUACCUGGGCGCACCCUACGUUCUGCACAACUGUACGGGCCUCACUACAAAGCUGAUCUUACACAACAACCAUGAUUUUGCUGUGUUUCUCACUGAUGAAUACAAGAGUUCUGACUACAGGGAAGUAGUGUUGGAGCCGGGAGCGUGUCUGCCAUUGCAGUUAAAGCAGGGAGGAAUAAAUAUUAUGAAGCUUAAUGAACCACCCCCACAGCUUAAGCUUAACUUUAAGAUAGUGGAGUUAAAUGAAGAUGUCCAAAUACCGGUAGAACGAGCAGACAAGCGAUAUUUCCCGUUGGGUCGAAAGUCCUCAGGGGAAAGCAGGGCCAAGAACGUGCCUCAUGCUGCUGCCAUGGAGCCGCGAGGGCUCAUCAGUGACGUCGUCAUGCAAGACGCCGCCUUACACAUUUAUCUAAGGAGCGUUGUUCAGGUGACGAAUACGUUAGCGGUCCCAGUGUGCGUGUACUACAUGACCUUGAGCGGGAACGAAGUCCGUCUUUUGGGCGAAGUGAGUGCGGGUGGGACUCUCAGACUUCCAUUACAAGCCGUGCACACGCCCACUGCAGAGAUAUUCUUUUCGGUCGAAGGUUUUACGGUCUCCGUGUCACCGUUCGUAUGGCGGGAACUGCAGCAAGAGCCAAAAAUAUCAAAACUUCUACAAUGUGACUCGAAAGACAAGAACAGUGGCGAGAAAUUCUAUUUGAGGGCCGUUGGUACAAUGGAACAAGUUUUCUUUGAACAAACGAACCGUCACACAUUUGCCUCUUCAUGCUACGAUGUUGUUCUGAAACCAGCCGUGAAGUUACAAAACUGUUUGCCCAUCGACAUCGUGGUCUCACAAUUGGGGCUCAAACGAACGCAACUUUUUAAGCCGGGGGAGAUGUUCCAUUUAUCGCAUUUAGCGCCCAAUAGAGCGUCUAUUGUUAUUAUGAUACAAAACUAUCUUGACAAAUGCUGGGUUUGCACAAAGAACUUACCCGAAGAGACAAGCGAACUCUCCGUUUGGUCCUUCGAAUCACAUGACAGUCCCGGCCUCAUGGUCUUGGAACUGGGAAUGCACAGUGUAGACACGGAAGGCACGCAGCUACUCUCACUCUACUGCCCCUUCUGGAUGCUUAAUAAAACUGGAUUUACGCUUUGCUACAGGAAAUCAAAGAAACCCGAAAAAGAUUCCAGCACCCCCAAUAAGAAUAUCGACGAGACAGGCAAUGUAAUCUUCCAUCCGAAGGAUUAUAAGGAGCCGAUACUGUUUUCGUUCCGCGCGAAGAAUUUCUUUGGGAAAAAGAAGGCUGCCAUACGAGUGGAGUUUGGGGAGUGGUCUGAUAAAUUCUCGCUAGAUGUUCCAGGAAGUUCUGGUGUCAUAAUUUGUAAAAACGAAGGUCGGACCUAUCAGGUCGCAGUCACAAAUCAGUUGACAUUCAACAGUUUAACUAAAAUGGUUAUAUUUACACCAUUCUUCCUCAUCCUUAACGAAUGUCCAUUUGCCAUACAAUAUCAAGAGUUACAUCGUUCCGGAGAUGCUUGGAGAGAGGUUGAACAAAAUUCGAGUGCUCCAUUGUGGCCAAUAGUUGAAAAAGAAGAUAAGCUGUUGCUCUUACGAGUUUCGGGAUCAACUGAGCACGCGGCGCCUUUUCUGUACACCGAGCAACACAGUGUCUGUUUAAAAUUGAACAAUCACUACGGUGGUUUGCACGUUGAAGUGCAAUUGAGCGAAGGCGGUACGUACGUAACAGUACGUCAGUAUCGCGACGGACACGCGCCCGCAUUGCUGGUCAACUAUACAACGCACGCUGUCAACGUAUACGAAAAAGAAAACGUUAAUAUUAGAAAAAUCCCAUCAAUGCAUAGAAUGCUGUACACUUGGGAUAACCCCGCUGGACCAAGGACGUUAAUUUUUGAGGGACACAAACGAAAGGAAAUAGACAACGAUCUAAGGAAGGACGGUAUCGGUGAUUUUAUGAUUAACGAAACGAGACGCAUAACAUGGGUAUCGUUUUUGGAUGGACUCCAAAGAGUGAUACUCCUGACGGAGGAUCCAAUAUUGGCGAGUGGCGCUCAUACGAUUGGUGAGGCAGAACCCGUCCAUACGGAAUUCCAUUUGGCCAUGCACGGAGUUGGACUGUCGCUCGUCAACGACUACGAACUCACGGAAAUUCUCUAUAUCAGUAUAUCUAAUUCGGGUAUCAUAUGGGAGCAAUGUAAAGUUGGUGCACGUAGAUAUAGGAAGAUAGAAGGCCAGAAGCUGGUACAAUACGAGGAAGCAUAUCAAAAGUACAUCACUGAGAAAAUGGUCAGUGACAAAGAAAUCUCCCCCCGAGUAAUAAUCGACGACAGUAUUGAGGUGGACUUCGAGGAGAUGCGUAUACUUAAACCAUCCCAGCGUCUCUUACGACGUACUCUCCAACCGGGUUUAUGGGCGAGAUAUGGGGUAACAGCUCACUCGAGAAGACUCCACGCACGUCUGUACAGACUGCAGGCUGAUCAGCAACUGGCCUUGCCGACCUUCCCAGUGGUGCUUGCACCUGUGCCUCUGCCAAAGUCAGUGGCCAACGAGGAUCCAAGCGGUACGAGACCCUUCAUCGAAGUCUCAAUAGUGGAGCGCAUAAUGGAGCACAGCAAAGUGCGUCAAUACAAGUACUACAAGAUGCUGAUCCAAGAGUUCCACGUGAAGGUGGACAUGGGCUUCAUCAAUGCGCUCAUGGGCAUGUUCCCGCUGAGAUUACUUACGGAACAGGAAGCUCUGGAUGCCUUCCAAGCGGAUCUAGAACGGGCGGGUCAGCCGCUAGAGGCGGUAGCCGCUAUGGGCGUAGCUUCGGAUCUCAAGAACUUCUACGACAAUCUUCACUUGUCACCACUUAAAGUCCACGUGUCGUUUUCUCUGGGUGGAGCGAGCCAAUUGCCGACAUUUGUUGGUACUGUACUGCAGAGUAUCGGCGUAACCCUUACCGAUAUGAACGAUGUCGUCUUCAAACUGUCGUACUACGAGAGAAACUACGAGUUCCUCUCGCAAAAGGAGCUGAUAAGCCAAGUGCAGAGUCAUUACACGGGUCAAGCUCUCAAACAGCUGUACGUUUUGGUACUUGGAUUGGACGUCAUUGGAAACCCAUAUGGACUUGUUAUUGGACUUAAGAAGGGCGUAGAAGACUUGUUCUACGAGCCGUUCCAGGGUGCUAUCCAAGGGCCGGGUGAGUUUGCGGAAGGUCUAAUGCUAGGAGUCCGAUCUUUGGUGGGACACACAGUGGGUGGAGCCGCUGGGGCCGUCUCACGUAUCACCGGGGCCAUGGGACAUGGUCUAGCUGCUUUGUCUUUGGAUAAAGAAUACCAAAGAAGACGAAGAGAUAAUAUUAACAAACCUCCCGCUAACCUCCAAGAAGGCUUAGCGAGGAGUGGGAAAGGUCUUGUAAUGGGCAUAGUGGAUGGAGUGACUGGAGUAUUCACGAAGCCGAUAGAUGGCGCUCGUGAGGAGGGAUUUGAAGGGUUCUUCAAGGGCUUGGGGAUGGGGGCAGUAGGUUUAGUGGCUCGGCCUACAGCCGGAGUGGUGGAUUUCGCCUCUGGGUCCUUUGACGCCGUCAAAAGGGCAGCAGAUAUGUCUGAAGAGAUAACAAAACGUCGAGCGGCGAGGUACUUGCCGCCCGAUGCUGGUGUUAGACCGUACUCGCGCUUGCAAGCUGAGGGCUAUAAGAUGCUCUCUGAACUGGAAAAGGGCAAGUUUGUGAGUACGGAUACAUAUGAGGCCCACGUUUGGGUCAUCGCUGCCAAGGAGGUGGUCAUGUGUACGGAUAAAAGGCUGUUUUACCUUGAGAAGAACAAUGUGUUCGGUGGUUGGCAGAUCGUCUGGACGUACUUGUGGACAGAAAUACCAGAAAUACCUACAGCGGUCGCUAAAGGUGUAUACAUACCGACCGCUAAACGUAAAGUCCUAGGCAUGUUCUCCAGUUCGGGGUCCGGCAAAGUUAUCUUCCUAUACGAUGAGCAGCAGAAGAAGUACCUGUUGGCUCAGUGCGAACGGCUGAUGGCCGCGGCCCGUUGA
Pieris macdunnoughi is the source of this 9816-nucleotide messenger RNA. Lineage: Eukaryota; Metazoa; Arthropoda; Insecta; Lepidoptera; Pieridae. The record is from the annotation of a GenBank genome assembly.